CUUUACUUAUAUAUGUAGUCGGCGCUCGUGACGUGACACGUACGCUUGCGCUACGCCUCGUGUAGCGGGAGGAAGAUACCUGAACGGAUAUAGGUUAGCGUGUGUAUUUUAUCUGUCGAUAAACCUUUGGACGCGUCCUUUUUCAAAAUUCCCUUCAAACUCGAGCACGUUCAUGUAAAUUAAAUUGUGCAAUCAUGGCGGUACGUGUACAAUUUGAGAACAACAACGAAGUCGGAGUCUUCUCCAAAUUGACAAAUGCUUAUUGCCUCGUAGCGAUUGGUGGUUCCGAGAACUUCUACAGUGUGUUCGAGGCUGAAUUAGCUGAAACGAUUCCUGUCGUACACGCGUCGUUAGGAGGAUGUCGGAUUAUAGGAAGAUUGUGCGUUGGAAACAAGAAUGGUCUUCUGGUGCCGAACACAACGACAGAUACGGAGCUACAGCAUGUACGGAAUUCACUGCCAGAUAAUGUCAAAGUCCAGAGAGUAGAGGAGAGACUCUCUGCUCUCGGCAAUGUCAUCGCGUGUAACGAUCAUGUAGCUUUGGUACACCCUGAUCUUGACAGAGAAACCGAAGAAAUUUUAGCUGAUACUUUGAAGGUAGAAGUAUUCAGGCAAACUGUAGCAAGUAAUGUUCUAGUGGGUUCUUAUUCUGUGUUAUCGAAUCAGGGUGGCUUGGUACAUCCAAAAACAUCUAUACAGGACCAAGAUGAGUUAUCGUCUUUGUUACAAGUACCGCUUGCCGCAGGAACAGUAAAUAGAGGCAGCGACGUAAUAGCUGCAGGAAUGGUUGUAAACGAUUGGGUUUCCUUCUGCGGAAUGGAUACAACGUCAACAGAACUGUCGGUUAUCGAAAGUGUCUUUAAACUCAACGAAGCUGUCCCUUCUGCAAUUACAUCAACUAUGCGAGCAUCACUUAUAGAAAGUAUGUCUUAAGUGAAUUUAAACUUUCUGGGAGAACGUGGUCAGUUUGAUGAACGGUAGAAUGCACUGUGUACAUAAAUUGAAUAUUUAUGUUAUAGUAAUUAUACGAGAGAAUGCUAUAUUGUAAGCAACAUACCUACAGAAAGCACACAUUCUUCAUAAUUCCAACAAUAGACUGUUGUGGAAUGUUUAUACAAAACGUACCAUUAAGUCCUACCUGAUCACCGCCAAAACAAUUUUUACUGUUCGAUAUGAUUUCAAAGUAACACGAACGAAAAAACAGACAUUCAUAAUUAACUACAAGAAACAAUUACUUACCUUUUACCAUUGCUAAAGGUGAUUACAUGGAUUCCGAUCGUAUGUAGCAACAUGUUGCAAGACAUUACGUACGAUUAUCUGAAUUUUAAAAUAUUCUAAGAUUUUUAACGUAUAUGAAAAAAGAAUGUACAAUUUCUUUUUUAUCGAAAGUUUCCUUUUCAAAUGCACGAAUUUAUAAAUAUAACUGCAUAUAAAACGGAAAUAUUUUAUUGAAAUAUAUUUCAAUUAAUAAUCUCUUUGAAUAUAAACAUUUUUUGUGUCAAAAAAGUAAAUCAUUUCAAUCCUGACUCUCUAGCUGCCUUACAUAAUAAAUGAACUAUUGUAAACAACAUUGUGCGGACCAGCCUGCUAAUUCAGUUUAUUACAAAUAAAAAAAGGGAGGGCAGCCUGGAUUCUAUAAAUUUUGAUUAACAAGACUAGAGUAAUGGUAAUUGUUCAGCAUGUAACAACUCGGAAGCAGCAGCGGAAUCUGCACACAUAACUAAUGUAAUACCCGCUUGAUAAGAUGCAGGAAUACGAAUGUGAGUUGUACCAGUAUUAGCAUUACUAAGCUGAGUCAUUGCUUCUCGUACCACAUUUACAACUUGCCCUGAAAAAUUAUAAUGUUAACACUCUUCGAUAGCAGUUUAAUACGAAAAUUAAACCUACCGAGAACAUUGAGCUUUCGCCAGUUCUGAUUCAUAGUGGCGAGCGGUGUUAAAUCCGUAUUAGCGUUCCAAUGAGCCAGAACAUCUGCUCUCCGUAUAAGCAAAAUGCUAGGACUCACAAGUUGGUGCCAUACGUACUAAAAGAGAAUUAAAAUGCAAUAGAAUGUAAGUAACUAGGUUACCAUGAUUUAAACCAACCUGUUCGGGUAAACAUUCUAACGGAUUAGUUAAAUAUAUUCCUGCCUGUCCAACACCAAAUAUCAUUUGAUGAUGCCAUGCAUCUGGAAUAUCGCAGCCUUCUCCGCAAUGUUGUAAAUUCAACGUCGCGAUGGGCGCAGCUCCUUUAAGAGAAAUUUUACACUUGUAAAAUAAAGAUCAGUAUAUUUGA
This is a messenger RNA of Megalopta genalis, 2273 nucleotides long. It is a transcript of the gene eIF6, whose product is annotated as eukaryotic translation initiation factor 6. Gene Ontology annotation, molecular function: ribosome binding. Lineage: Eukaryota; Metazoa; Arthropoda; Insecta; Hymenoptera; Halictidae. Gene Ontology annotation, biological process: cytosolic ribosome assembly. The record is from RefSeq and is a predicted model, not a curated record.